AUAUCUACAGUAUCAUCAUCCGCCAUUUUCUAGUUCUCUCCUAUUUUGCAUCAGUACCUCUGCUUCAUUACUUUGUGUGAGACGCUUGGUGCUUUGAUCUCUUUUUAUUAAAAAUGUCAUUUAAUCGUGGAACGAAAAGAAAUUCCUUCGGAAAUCGAAGUUACAGCCGUGGAAGCGGUGGUGGAAGCAAUGUUGGAUCAGGAAGCGUCGGUAUGGGUAAUAUGGGAAGCGGCGGUAGUAGCCGUGGUGUAAAUCCAUGGGAAAGUGGAGUGAUGCCAGGCCGAGGCAUCUUGCCGACUCCAAGCAACAAUCUUUCUUUAAAUUCACCUCAAGCUCAACUAGUCAUUGCUAGCAAUCUUUUAAGCAAUCUUUUGAGAACCCAACAAGAUACACAGCCUCAGGUUCCAUCGCUGCUAAGCUUAGGAAAUAACAUGAACGGGCCGGGAUCCAACUAUCGCAAUUCUCAAAAUUUUUCUGGCCGUUUCAGUGAUAGGCCGAUCAGAGGAAAUGUGAAAAGCCAACGAUCCCAACCAUAUAAUAAGAUGGGCAAUCGUGCCCGCGACGGCGUCGCCGGCCGACGUGGCCCAUCAUCCGCACAACAAUCUCGUGCGCAGUCCCAGUCUGGCAACCAACGUAUGAAUGGAAACCAAAAAGAGCAUCGCAACGAUAAACCUUCUAAACCAAAUCCUUCUAAACAAAAUCAGACGGGCAAAAAGGAACAGCAGGAUGUUAAGACCUCUGAUAAUGAGAAAGCAGAAACGCAGCCCAUUGCGAAAAGUGAUGAAAACGAAAAAUCCGAUGAAACUAAAGAUGAAUCAGUUGAAAUCAAAAAAGAAGAAGGAGCUGAUACUCCUAUGGAAGUCAAUGAAUCUGAAGAGAAACCAUCUGAUGAAGCUGAUAAAGAAAAAGAACCAACUGAUUCUACUACUGCAACUAAAAAUGCAUCCGCAACUUCUCCAUCGAAAAAAGAUGAUCAACAAAGCACUGGAAAAAAAUCUGAAGCUCGACAUGCAGAAAGUCGAUAUGCAGCUGUGCCAAUUAGUCACAUGUUCUGUCAUGUUUGCAAUAAACACAUGUGGGAUGGAUUUUCAUUUGAAAAUCAUCUCCGUGGAAGAGCUCAUCAGUUGAUGAUGGAUAAAUUAGAUGAAUCAUAUAAAUUAAGAGUAGAUUUUAUGCGACACGAGUUGAAAGUUGCCGAGGAACAGCGAGAACUGAGUCUUCAUAAUUCAAAACGUCGUGGAAAGAAGGUAUCUGUGGAUUUGAGUGUCCGAGAAUACUGUACCAUGUGUGAUUUGAAUUUUUAUGGAACUCUUUCUAGUCAUAGAAAGAGUGAAAAACAUCAACAAUUAAAAGUCUUCCUUCAUCCUCGUUGUGGCCCCUGUGCCAAAGAAUUUCCAUCCAGAAUUGAAUAUGAUGAACAUUGUUUAACACCUAGUCAUAUGGUGAAUGCUGCUCAAACAGAGGAACAAAAAAAGACGAAAAAAGCAAAAUUGCCAAAAGGUGAAUCAGAAAUUCGUUCCGCAGAAGAUGAAGAAAAAGAUUCUGGACCAGAUUCAAAAACUAAUGAGAAAGAAGAUGAAUUACCAGAGAAUACUGAAUAUCUUACAGAUAUCAUUGAAGAUAUGAAUAUGACUAAAUAUAAAAUUCCAUCUUUCCGAUAUUGUCGCCAAAAUCAUCUUGGACUUGGUGCUUCUCUGGUUAAAGAAGUACAAGGUUAUCAUUGCGAAAAAUGUCGGCGAUUUAUGUUAACUGUUGACGAUAUGAAUGCUCAUUUACGUAGUAUUACCCAUUAUCGCAAUUUUGUAGCAGAAGUUAAAAAUUUAACAUCUACGACUGAAACUAAUGCUGAAAAAUUGAAAGAAGAGUCUGAAGGACAGGUAGAAGAAUCCAAGGCUAGUGAAGAUGAUGAAGGAGUUGAAUGCAAACGUCGAAAACUUGAUGAUUCAGCUGCUGAUGGAUCAGAAAAUUCUAUAAAAGAGGAAUCGAAAGAGAAUACACAAGAGGAUAAUACAGAUGCUUCUAAAAAAGAUGGGAAUGAAAAGUAUGACCCACUUGAAGCUGAUGGAGAGUCAGAAGAAGAUGAACGUCAACAGCAGCAACAAGGAGACGAUAAAGCUGACAAAGAUGAAAGUAUCCGUGAUCAAUCGAUGGAAGCUUGGGGUGACGGAGACAAUGAUAAUGAGCCAGAAGUCGGUAAUUUACUUGGGGAUGAUGAAGAGGAAGAGCCACAACAACAACAACAACAACAGCAGCAGCCGCAACAACAGCAGCCCCAGCAGCAGCAGCAACAACAACAACAACAAGAAUUGACGACACAAAAAACACAAAAUCAACCGCCGCCGUCAACACCUCAACAACCUACACAACAGCAAAACGCUUCGUCUGCAAUAAUAGUAGAUCAACCAGGUAAAAGAGAAAAUCCAAACUCAAAUCAUAAUAAUAACUCUCAUGGAAAAUCACCUCGAGGCCGUGGAUUUCGCGGUAGAGGCGGUAGUCAUCAACGUGCACGACGAUCUCGGCGAUAAUUUUAUUAUUUGACCUAUUCUUUCAUCAAUAUUUUCUAUGAAUUCUAGAAAUAAUCACUCAAUGAAAUGCCAGAACUAUGUAAUAUUUUAAAUUGAUUUUUAACGAAGCUAUAAUUAUGCUCUAAUUGUAAAUCUAUUUACGUAGGUUUCAUUCCGGUAAUUCCAAUUAUUGAGAGAUGUAAAAUUAAUUGAAGGCACUAGUAAAAUGCAAAUUGAUGCCUUAUAUCCAUGAUAAUUCCAAGCCUUUUUACUCAUGAAUUAUGUAUCGUGUUUUGUCUUAUUCUAAUCAAUAAAAUAAAACGUAUCAAUAA
Chelonus insularis is the source of this 2836-nucleotide messenger RNA. RefSeq names its product Protein on ecdysone puffs (gene Pep). The transcript has 7 exons. Lineage: Eukaryota; Metazoa; Arthropoda; Insecta; Hymenoptera; Braconidae. The coding region runs from base 114 to 2525 and encodes 803 amino acids. Gene Ontology annotation, molecular function: zinc ion binding; nucleic acid binding. Gene Ontology annotation, cellular component: nucleus. The record is from RefSeq and is a predicted model, not a curated record.